Messenger RNA from Lactuca sativa (garden lettuce), 1982 nucleotides. RefSeq names its product Calcium-dependent lipid-binding (CaLB domain) family protein. Lineage: Eukaryota; Viridiplantae; Streptophyta; Magnoliopsida; Asterales; Asteraceae. The record is from RefSeq and is a predicted model, not a curated record.
GGGACACACCCAAAUAUGCUUCCGGUUCCAUAUCCCAACCUCCGAAACCAUGGAGUGUGCGUGCUCUUCCUCUUUGUGGGUCAUCACCAAAUCGUCUCUCUCUAUAUCUCACUAUAUGCUCACCGGAAGUGGAAGCGGCAAUAUAAAGCAAUUGACUUUAACUAAAUCCUCCAACCAAAAAAGUCUCUCUUCCCUCUUUUCUCUCACUAUAAAUACACGCAUAUACAUAUAGAUAUAGAAAGAGAGAGAGAGAGAGGGAAGAAGAGUAAGUGGAGAAAGAAACAACAAUCAAACAUUUUGAACAGCAACUACAACCACUCUCACAUCAUCAUACCUUAUGAUUAUUUUCUUCCUUUCUUUACCCCACCUACUACCCCCCACUCACCCAAAAAAAUCAACUCCAAUUUUCCCAUUGUAAGUCUCCACUUUCUCUCUCUAGACUUUCAUAUGCUGUUGCUUCAAUUCACUCAAUUUCUUCAAGUAACAGUUACUAUGCUUUCCCUUUAAUUCAUACGAAUAGUAGAUUAGAUAGGUCUUUCUUGAAAACCCCUUUGAUCACCAUGGUAGUCGAAGUAUAUGGGUGUUUCAGUUUCUGUUCUUGAUUCGUUUGAUUCUGUUAGUUUCAGUUCCUGGGGUUUCCCUUUGAUUUUGAUAUGGAUACGUAUGAUCAAACCACUCGGUUUCGUUAUAACCCCACUGAAGACAGUAUUGAAUUUUCUGGGAUUCUUGAAAUAUUUAUUCAUCAUGCGAGAAACAUUCAUAACAUAUGUAUCUACGAAAACCAAGAUGUUUAUGCCAAAUUCUCCCUUACUUAUAACCCUGAUGAAACCUUAUCAACCAGGAUCAUCAAUGGUGGUGGUAAAAACCCAGAAUUCAAUGAGAAAUUAGCGAUCAAAAUCACCCAAUUCGAUGCUGUUCUCAAGUGCGAAAUGUGGAUGCUUAGUAGGGCUAAGAAUUUCAUGGAAGAUCAGCUUUUGGGGUUCUCUUUAGUUCCAUUAUCUCUAAUUCUUGGAAAAGGAGAAUUAACCCAAGAUUUUAGUCUUUCUUCCACUGAUUUAUUUCAUUCUCCUGCUGGAACUGUCAGAUUGAGUCUUUCUUUAAAUACUAAUUUCCCUUUUGAUUCUUCCCUUAUUUCUUCCAACAAUUCGUCCAUAACAUCUGAAGUUAUUUUGUUAGAUCGAAAGAUCUCUGAGGUUGCUCUUGAUAUCGAAUUCCCAGAUAUCAAUGUAGCUCGUGAGAAUCAACAGAUGGUUUCCGAGUACUUCGGGUUAUCUCAAAAUGGUUGUUCAGGUUCUACCCGGAAUGUUCAUUCCGGGCAGAACCAUAACCAGCCCGGACCAACUAGAAUUGUUGGCCCGGGCUCGUUUCUUUGUUUAGGAGCAUCAGAUCAAGUGGAUGACUACGAAAUGACAGUCAACUCUGGCUCGAUUUCUCCUCAAGAUAGCAUUCAGAAUUCGGGUUUCUUUAGUUCAACAAUGACUAGUUUAAGUGACGAUAGAAACUCAGCUGAUUCAUCGGAAAAAAAGAUGACUUUGAUAGGGGAAUCGUCGAAUUCUCCUAAGAUUGACAAUUUGAACGAUAAGAAAGAGGCAAAUGAAGAACCUGCAAUGCAGCAACAGAUUGUUGACAUGUAUAUGAGGAGUAUGCAACAGUUUACUGAGUCUUUGGCGAAGAUGAAGUUGCCACUGAAUCUUGAAAAGAUUGAAGGAGAAGAUCGUGGGGAUGUUAUUCAGCGACCAAAGAACAAUGUGGAGAAGAAGAAAGAAGGUGGACGGGUUUUCUAUGGUAGUCGUGCUUUCUUCUGAUAAUUUGUCUUAUGGCCCGGUGGUAUCAGUAGAUUUCUAGAAGCUUUAAGUUAUGAAUUUUUCUUUUUUAUUUAAGGAUAUUAAGAUAUCAGUUUGUUAAACGUUCGUAGUAAAAAGUUUGAUUGGAAGUCUUUUUGUAUCUUAUCAUCAUUAUAUAUGAUUCUUCCUUUGGUUUUC